Molecule: messenger RNA, 864 nt
Organism: Anopheles nili
Lineage: Eukaryota; Metazoa; Arthropoda; Insecta; Diptera; Culicidae
Product: trypsin 3A1-like
Exons: 4
Coding region: 1-864 (287 amino acids)
Biological process (GO): proteolysis
Molecular function (GO): serine-type endopeptidase activity
Source: RefSeq, a predicted model, not a curated record
AUGAGACAAUUAUUGCUCUUGACAGCGCUGAUUGGCUAUACGCUAUGCGUGACUAUCGAUCAACACCAGUAUUACUACUCUCGGCAACCGAGGUUGUUUCGCCUGCUGACCAAAUACAACCUGUGGCCGAUGAAACACCAGUUUGAAUACGAGCGACCCUCGGCCGUACCGUCACCAUUUAUUUACGGAGGAGAAAGCGCAUCCAUUGAGAGCUUUCCUUACCAAUUGUCCUUGCGCCACGAGGGAACGCACAUUUGCGGUGCAUCGGUCAUUGCAGAACGAUGGGCGCUAAGUGCGGGGCACUGCCUGGACGAGGCGACGCAUCCUUCUGGCAUCACGUUUCGUGGAGGAACACCACACAGGUUGGCUGGUGGGUACAUUUUUCACGCCGAUCAGUACCUGUUGCACCCAAAGUUUGAUCGAGCUACGCUAGAUUAUGAUGUGGCCGUGGUGCAUGUGCAGGAAAGCUUCUUCGUCGAUCCAAUUAGAGCGAUCACCCUGGCAAGCACAAACACCUAUUAUCCUAUCCCGUCGAGCUGCAUCGUUUCCGGUUGGGGAAUGGCAGAAGAUGAUUAUACGCCUUUGAUUUUACAAUCGCUUGAAGUGUUUGUCCAAUCGCGCACAUUUUGUUCAACGAUGUUUAUAGAACAAAUUACCGAAAGAAUGCUGUGUGCAGGUAGCGGUGCAUUGGGAAAAGAAGUUUGUAACGGAGACAGCGGUGGUCCACUGGUCAUCAACGGAUAUCAGAUAGGAAUUGUCUCUUGGGGCUCCACCACUUCAUGUGCCAUAAACAUUCCAGGAGUUUACACUUCACUGACGAACGAUGAAGUGAGAGCGUUUAUCAAACUUAGCACCAACGUUUGA